CGGUUCCCACCUCGCGCGAGCCGGUGGAGCGGAGCGUGAGGAAGGCGGGACACGGGGCGGGACCGCUGCAGGGGCGGGGUCUGCAGGCGGGCGGGCGGGGGGCGGGGACCCCCUAGUCCCCCCCGGACCCCGCCUGCCCGGGCGGCGGCACGGCCAUGAAGCUGAAGCUGAAGAACGUGUUUCUCGCCUACUUCCUGGUGUCGAUCGCCGGCCUCCUCUACGCGCUGGUGCAGCUCGGUCAGCCAUGUGACUGCCUCCCUCCCCUGCGCGCAGCCGCAGAGCAGCUUCGGCAGAAGGAUCUGAGGAUUUCCCAGCUGCAAGCCGAUCUCCGCCGUCCACCCCCUGCCCCUGCCCAGCCCCCUGAACCUGAGGCCCUGCCUACUAUCUAUGUUGUUACCCCCACCUACGCCAGGUAUGGGCUCUGGUGUACCCCAGAGGCCUGCAUGGGCCAGGAGGUUGGGGUUGAUGAUGAGUUUGGGGAGGCACUGGGCCAGGUGAUGUGCCUCAAACUAGGGCACGCCAAAUGACGAGAUAAAUGAACCACACCUCUCUCUCCUCAAAGAUUUGUGGGAAAAGGGUUUUUUUUUUCCUAGUAAAAUAGACGGGUAUACUCUGAAAUAGAAUACACAGUUCCUAACACAUUUUAAGAUAGAACAAUAAAGUUUCAAGGAAAUGUUGAGCUUGCCCAUGAGUUCACUCUCUCUCUCUCAGGGAUCCUUUGGUGAGAAAGUUUGAGGAUCCCUGACUAAAUUGAAAUAGGAAAGGGCUUGGCCUUACAGUCAUACUAGGGUCUAGAAAUAGUUACACCAGCUAUGAUUUACAGUGUGUUUACUCUCUACCAGGCACUGUGCUAAGUCAGGGCUUUCCUUUUUUUUUUUUUUUUUUGUAGUUUUUUUUGGGUACAAACCAACUGGGGAACAUGGUUUUGGAUCUAUAGCUAAAGAGCCUUCCAACACCUCCCUGGAAUCAGGUGGCUGACCCAUGUAGGCACAGGCAGCUCUAGACCCUGUCCCCUUCCACACACACAGCACCACCCCUGGGGCAGACAGACCAAACUGCAGGAGAAAGAAGCCUAGAAGAGACUGGGCCACACCUUCCCAGUUUCUUGUCUAAACUCAGGCAAAUCCUCCCCUGGAGAGGAAUGAGGCAAAGGGCUCCUCUAAAUCUCUCUACCUGGAAACCCAGGAAGAGGACCUGGCCCUCCUGGUAUUUUAGAAAGUCAUUAUAAUUUAAUCUUUAAAGCUUUUUAUUU
Leptonychotes weddellii (Weddell seal) is the source of this 1252-nucleotide messenger RNA. The record is from RefSeq and is a predicted model, not a curated record. NCBI's taxonomy places the organism in Eukaryota, Metazoa, Chordata, Mammalia, Carnivora, Phocidae.